CAAAUCAUCGCGCAUGCGCAGUGGGCUGCAUAUUCACCACAUUGAAAAUGUUUGCCUGAAACUCUCGGAAGUUUAGCCAAGAAGUUGCUGUGAUUUACUUAGCUGCAAUAAAGACGGUGCCACUAAAAUAACCUAGCUUAUUUUUUUGGGGGUAUAUAUAUAUAUAUAGAAAGAGAGAGACAUAAAGGAUUAUACAUGGAUUUAUAUCAAUUUACAUUAUAUUGUGGUCGAAAACAUGAAUGGUAGCCACCUUUGGAAGAAGUUGUGAUUUAUUUAUUUUUUUGGCGCUCUACUAGCUAACAACGCAGAGUAAAGAUGGUGGAGUUGAGCUAGCUUCGUAUGAGAUAGCAGAGCUAGCUAGCUAGGUUGCUAUCGUUUGUGUCUGAAAAGUUUGGAAGAACUGCCCCCUUCCGUUUGCCAUACUCGCCCACAUCUUAUGUUGGCAGAGCAGAUAAAGAAAACAUGAGUGCUCGGAAGAUGGAACCAGGGAUACUGGAGGUUGGAUCUAGACAUCAGAUGGUGCUCUGAAGAAGCCAUGGGUAGCUGUUUAAGCUGUCCAGAGAAGGAGUCAAUCCCAGAUAAUCAUCAAACCAAAUUUAAGGUGAUAAACGUGGAUGACGAUGGGAACGAGCUGGGCUCGGGCAUGAUGGAGCUGACAGAGGUAGAGCUCGUCCUCCACACCUAUCGCCGUGACGACGUCAAGUGGCCCUACAUGUGCCUGCGUCGCUAUGGCUACGACUCCAACCUCUUCUCCUUCGAGAGUGGCCGCCGCUGCCAGACGGGACAAGGGAUCUUUGCCUUUAAGUGUGCUCGGGCGGAGGAGAUCUUCAACAUGCUGCAGGAGGUGAUGCACAACCACAGCAUCAGUGUGGUGGAGGAGGCCGUACUGGAGACCAACCAGCAGGCCACACAUACUCCUGCCGCUCUGGGCUACUCUGUUCCCACCGUGCACAAUGGUGUCACCCGGAUCCCUUCGGUGGGCGACGCCCCCUCGCACCCCUCCACACGCCACCCAUCUGUGGCCAGCACCCGACUGCCCUCGGUGGGAGAGGAGUCUACACACCCCCUCCUAGUGGCUGACGAGGCGGUCCACACUUAUGUGAACACCACAGGCCUGCUGGAUGACCAGCCCAGCCCUCUGACUGCUCCAGCCCCUCUGGACAGCCCUGGCUCAGCCCAGUCCCAGUGCCCCCCUACACCACCACCUCCGCGGGUAGCCAGACCAGAGCCCCAGGCCCAGCUCCAGGAAGAACCCCAGGUACUGCUGGAGUCCCAGGGGGUACGCUUCGUGCUGGGGCCCACCCCUGCGCAGAAAAAGAUGGCCAAGGGGAAGCAUCAGACUGAGGAUGGAGAUGAAGAGGAGGCAGGGGAGGACUCAGAGUCCCCGGAGCCUGGAGAGGGAGAGACCAACGGCCACACAGACAUGGAGGCCCCAGCCCCACCAGAGGGCCAGCCUCAGCUGUCCUCUACACACUCCAAUGGCUCCUCUGCCUCUGUCGGGGCUCCAGCCACAGCCCCUCGCCGCCAUCUCUUGCCCCCCGUGACCCCCGACACCCUGCAGAAUGUCAACAACUCAGCCCAGCGGCGCACGGCCCUCCUAGACUACGAGAACCUCCCAGCCCUGCCGCCCGUCUGGGAGACCCGCAAGCCCAGCAACGAGGAGGAGGAGAACAACAGUGGACCCCGUGGUGGAGGAGGCCAGGGGGGGCUAAAGAUGUCCUCCCUCAACGGCUACAACCACCACAGCCUCCUCCACCACUCCUACUCCCAUCCCCUGUCAGCCCACCCCCCUCUGUCAGCCAUGGAGUCCUCCCACAACUAUGUGAACACAGAGAAUGUGACUGCCCCCCUCAGCGCCCGCUGUGCCCCCGACACGGCACGCCGCCGCAGCGACGGGCCCAUCGUGUUCAACUUCGACUUCCGCCGGCCGUUGGGUCAGGAGCAUCCCAAGACGCUCAACUACAUCGAGGUGGAGAUGGAAACUACCGCCUCUUCCUCCGCAGCCUCCAAGGGUGCGUCCUCAGACACCAGCAACCCCCACACGCCCCGCACCCCAACCUCGCCGCCUCUGCCUACCACCCCCACGCGCCGCACCGAGCUCUACGCCUUCAUCGACAUCGAGCGCACCGCCGCCAUGUCCAACCUGCAGAAGGCCCGGCCGCAUGACGACGGGUCACUGAGGAAAACGCGGCACAAUAGCACAGAGCUUCCCACCAAAAGCACUGUCUGACUAUUACCUGAUCCGCCUGGCACCUUUUUCUACCAUUUACCCCUUUUUUAAAUAUGAAACAAAUGGGAAGGCAGCCUGUACAGGGGCCUUUGUUAGAGACACAGACAGAGAAACACGUGACGGAGACAUUGGAAAUGCAAAGAGACUCCAGAAAGCGGUCCUAAAAUGAGAUAUAAACAGACUUGAUUGGGGUUACCUGUAAGGGAAUUCAGGUAGACCAAAGUAGGUACUUACUUGCCAUAUACCAAUUUAUUCCUAUGGUAAUAUAAUACCUCUUCUCCUUCACCCAUUCUACAGUGCAUUUGGGUUGUUUAUUAUGUUAAUAAGACUGGACUGCAUUCCUCCUCACCCACCGUACAAAUCAGUAUUACUGAACAAAGCAUUCCAUUUAGCCUUUUUAUGAUUCACUACAUGCUGCUGUAAUUUCAGUAUCUGAGGAUUACAUGGUACACUUCAUGUUUGACUAUGUACAGUAGAUUCUGGCACAAUAAAUGUCUGUUCUGUUUGUA
Molecule: messenger RNA, 2739 nt
Organism: Oncorhynchus mykiss (rainbow trout)
Lineage: Eukaryota; Metazoa; Chordata; Actinopteri; Salmoniformes; Salmonidae
Source: RefSeq, a predicted model, not a curated record